Molecule: messenger RNA, 717 nt
Organism: Peronospora belbahrii
Lineage: Eukaryota; Oomycota; Peronosporomycetes; Peronosporales; Peronosporaceae
Source: the annotation of a GenBank genome assembly
AUGAAGAUUACAAGUACCGUCACCGCUAUCGCUAUUGUGUACAUGAUGUCCUUCGUCACAGCCAACCAUCUAAAUGUUUCGGACGUUAUGAUGAUGUCCGAUAACGCGAUGAUGUCCAACAAAGCAAUGAUGACCGAUAUAGCGAUGACGUCCGAUAACGCGCUGACUUCCGAUACAAAUUCCAGUCAAGCCAUGGUCUCUGCAGACCAAACCAUAUCCACUAUGCCUACUAUGCGCGGAAAAAGCACUGCCUUACCAGUGACCGUUGGUGUUGUCAGCAAUAAGGUGGACGCAAAUGGUAACAAUAUUCUCAUCACCAAGAGCAACAUCCUCAUCUCGAAGAGCGAUCGAGUGAAGCUUGCGCACACCAUCAAAGAGAUGCUGUCGAGCAGCCCGGAGGCGAGUACAGCCAGCUCCAUGAGUAUCGACGAUCUCUUCGUACUCUUGACAAACAUUGCGACGAACUCGGCCAUGCUCUCCCAUGCCGCGGGUGUCAUUUCGGCUGCAAGGAGUGGUGACACGGGUGCUUUGUCCGGUCACAUUGUAGGCUUGUUGGGUGCAGCAGUGCCUGCAGCUAUUAUGUCUCCUUCUACAUUUGGCACUCCUGCUCCAGCUGUAGCUCCUGUUGCCACCUCAGGGACAGCAGAUGUCGCUGUCCCCGCUGCAGCUCCUAUCUCGCCGAUGACGCCACAUGAAGCUCCCGCUAUGUCGGCCUAA